Messenger RNA from Aspergillus tubingensis, 942 nucleotides. RefSeq names its product Voldacs domain-containing protein. The transcript is spliced from 2 exons. The record is from RefSeq and is a predicted model, not a curated record. Lineage: Eukaryota; Fungi; Ascomycota; Eurotiomycetes; Eurotiales; Aspergillaceae. Gene Ontology annotation, cellular component: cytosol; spliceosomal complex. Gene Ontology annotation, biological process: mRNA cis splicing, via spliceosome. Bases 1 to 942 code for a protein of 313 amino acids.
AUGGAAUCCAUCACCGCACCCCCCGACACAACAACCUACAUUCCCCUCGCCGAGCACCAAUCCCGCACCCCAAGCUCCUUCCACUCCGGCCCGCCAAUCCUCUACUCGCAGCACCAAAACUGCAAACUCGUGCUCCUGGAGCGCGAAGCCCUCGCAGUCCCAGCACUAGGCGCCCUGCGCGAUGCCUCCACCGCAAACGGCACUACCGAAGAAGAAGCAGCGGAAGACAAGGAGAUCGUCAUCCCCGGGGUGAACGUAUGGGUUACGUCUGAGAAAUUCCUCCUCCACAACCCCACAACCAACACCGGCCUCUCAAUCCCCUACCCCUCCAUCUCCCUGCACGCCAUCCAGCGCCUGCAGCUCCCCAGCACCGAACCCCAAGCCCAAGCCCAACUCCAAGGCCUAUACAUGCAAAUCGCCAACCCAACUACCUCCUCCUACUCCUCCGCCGACGACGAAGAAGACGCCCUCACCGUAACAGUCGUGCCCGAGACCCCCGCUCAAGAAUCUUCUUCUACCCCCGCCGCCGCCGAGGAAGGAGACGAAAAGCCCGAAACGCCCACGCAGACUCUCUACGCUGCUGUGUCGGCGUGCUCGAAUCUGCAUCCGGAUCCGGUUGAGCCUGGGGAUGAGGACGAGGAUGAUUACGAAGGAGAAGGAGGAGCGUUUCAGUCUGGGUUAGUGUCGAUGGGGAGUGCGGAGGGUGGAUUGCCGCCCCCGGUUGAGGGGAGUUCCGGGUGGAUUACGGCGGAGAAUAUGCAUGAGUUCUUUGAUGAGGAGGGGAAUUGGAUUGCUGGUGGGGAGGAGCCGACGUUGCCUUUGGGGCCGGGGGCGGGGACGGUGAGGCAGAGGGAGGAAGAGGAGGAAGAGGGGGUGGAUGGGGAAGAGGGUGUUAAUGGGGAUGGUAGUGGGGAGGAGACGAAGUGGAGGAGGACGGAUUAG